UCUGUCUCGCUACACUACGACAACUUUACUGAUCGCUCGUGACAGCAUCACUCCAUCACCAACUCUCUGCUUCUCAGCACAAUUUCUCCGCCAUUGCCACUCCUUCCAUUUCUUCAGAAUGGAGGGAGAUAAAGAUGCCUAUUACGUCGUACGGAAAGGGGAUGUUUUUGGAUUUUACAGGAGUUUUAAGGAGCUCGAGGCUCAAGCUGGAUCUCUGAUAUUUGAUCCUAAUGCAACGAUCUACAAAGGGUAUCACUUAUCUAAAGAAUCCGAGCAGUACCUUGCAUCGCAUGGACUUCAAAGUGCAACUUACUCUAUAAGUGCUGCUAACGUGACAAACGAUCUAUUUGGGAAACUACUUGCUUGUCCUUAUGAGCAACCAUCUUCUACUGGAGGAAAAAUGGCAGAAGAGUACCCCAAAGCUAAGCGACAACGAAACGUUGAGAAUACCGAAUCGGGGUUUGUAGGUGUCGACUUGGUCUCAACCGAUUCUCCGAAACAAGAAAUUACUCGGGAUCAUGGCUCUGAAGCCGUACCUGCUUCUUCAAGCCGUGUCUAUUUUCUUGAGUUUGAUGGUGCCUCAAAGGGAAAUCCUGGACUAGCAGGUGCUGGAGCUGUAUUACGUGCGAACGAUGGAACCACGAUCUGUAGGUUGCAAGAAGGGGUUGGGAUUGCUACAAAUAAUGUUGCUGAAUAUCGUGCUGUAAUAUUAGGACUGAAACAUGCUCUAAAGAGUGGCUUUAAACACAUUUCUGUGCGAGGAGACUCCAAGCUCGUUUGUAUGCAGGUUCAGGGUCUAUGGAAGCUCAAAAACCAAAAUAUGGCUACUUUGUGUAAAGUGGCAAAGGAUCUCAAGGAUAAGUUUGUGUCAUUUGAGAUCAACCACAUCCCCAGGGAACAAAAUUCCGACGCCGACGCUCUAGCAAACCGUGCUAUAUAUCUCCGAGAUGGCAUUGUAGUAGAAGACUGCAAGCAUAAAUGAAGAACAUACAAUGAGCUGCCCAGCUGAAGUGCCUAUUUUGAACCAUUUGAUGUUAAAAAUGGCUGAUUAGCAUCACUAAUUUUGGUUUACUAUGUCCACGGGGAUGCAACUUCAAGACUGUAAGCAUCAAAAGCUUUAUUACUAUUUUGAGAUAUAAAUUUUAACACGAUUUCUCCUUUCGAAUGCGACGAAGUGAGUUAGGUUGUC
Molecule: messenger RNA, 1189 nt
Organism: Cucurbita pepo subsp. pepo (vegetable marrow)
Lineage: Eukaryota; Viridiplantae; Streptophyta; Magnoliopsida; Cucurbitales; Cucurbitaceae
Product: Polynucleotidyl transferase, ribonuclease H-like superfamily protein
Molecular function (GO): RNA-DNA hybrid ribonuclease activity; nucleic acid binding
Source: RefSeq, a predicted model, not a curated record